Molecule: messenger RNA, 3464 nt
Organism: Xenopus laevis (African clawed frog)
Lineage: Eukaryota; Metazoa; Chordata; Amphibia; Anura; Pipidae
Product: protrudin
Exons: 15
Coding region: 552-1889 (445 amino acids)
Source: RefSeq, a predicted model, not a curated record
AUAUUACAAAAAGAGUUGCUGUUUUAUAUUCCUUUUUCCUGUGCAGAUCAUGACUAGAAACUUCCCUGCACAUGAAAGCAGCUCUGCAACAAAGCUUAUUACACUACAAAGCCAGGCACAUUCCUAACGACUGCAGCACUUUGUGAAUUGUGACAGUUUCUCUGUAAGCAAGAGGCACAACACAGGAGGCAGACAGGAGCUAUAACACAGGGAAGGGGGGAAGAUCCUGCAUAGUCUGUGCAGGCAGAAAAGGUGCAGGGUGCAUGUUUCCUACACAGUGUGCUGGGUUAAUACAGCAUCUGUGAGCACCCGGGAAGAGAAAGGAGACGCACGCCUUGCUUCCUCCACCAGGUUAUGACGUAUAGCAGCAGGCAUAGGCUCCAGUCCUGCUGCUGUGGGGAAUGAUUUUAAAUAUAGCUUCUGUGAUAGGAAAACAGAACAGAAGCGCAGGCUAUAAAUAAACAUAAAAGGUUUUUUACAGCUCCUUUAAAGAAGUGUCUCUUAUCUAUUGCUCAUACGACAUUGCACAAUAACAUUUCAACGUUUCCAGAAUGCAGGCAGCGGAGAGAGAUGCAUCGUCUCUGGGGAGUUCCAGCUGGUCGGAGAGUAGCCCAACAAUGACAGAAUCGCACUCGGAGUCUCCGCAAAGCACCGCCAAGUCACAGGCAUUUGACCUCUUCAACCUGGUGGUCUCGUAUAAGAGAAUAGAAAUAUAUUUGGAGCCUAUUAAAGAUUCAUGGGAAGGUAUCAAAUAUCUGCUAAGGUGGCAGAUGCCCCUUUGCUCAGUUUUUAUCUGCAUCACGCUAAAUAUUUUUCUGCUAACCCUAAAUGAAGUGGCUUGGUUCUCAGUGGGUGCCCUGUUAAUCUCAAUACCGGCUCUAAUUGGAUACCUCCAGGAGAUGUCCAAAAUCCACAUUCCUGAGCCUGAACUCGCCCGAAGAAAAUAUUACAGCGUAAGGCGGGAAGAGCUACAGAAAGUUAAGCUUUCUCGCCAAGAAGCGGUGGCAGAGUUUAAAAGUUUCUUAAUUCACUUGGAGAGUAUACUGAAUUUGAUAUGUGGCAGUUGCGAACGAGUCUAUCAAGUCAUGUACUGGCAGAAUCCUGCUGCCUCAUUUCAGUUCUAUGGAUUGCUGCUAGGUGCAGUAUGCAUUCUUUAUCUCCUGCCCUUGUACUGGGUUUUGGCCAUUGUGAAUAGCACCUUAUUUUUAAAGAAUUCUGACUUCUACAGAGUUGUUGCUGAGUGCAAAGCAUCCUUGAAGCAGAAAGGCAGCACUGAGAGCAUAUCUAUAGGACCAGCCGCACCUUGUCAAGAGGUAGAAAAUGGUUCAAUUUUGGAUCGUACUCCUACUCCAGUACCAACCAGUUCUGAGUUCUCCUCCUGCUUGGACAGCUCAGAGUUCACAAGCCAUAAACUGAGCUUCAUUUGCACUGCAUCCCAUGAUCCCAGCCUUGUCAUGGAUCUUUCUCCUGGGAGUGUGGAAGAGGCAGAAGAGGCUGAACCAGAUGAUGAAUUUAAAGAUGCAAUUGAGGAACAACAGCUAAUGACAAUGGACGAGGAUGAUGUGUCCCAGUGCAGUGCUGAAUAUGAUAACCUCCAAGACAACGGUUUUCUCAGCAAGAAUGAAGUCAUCAAAAGCAAAGUGUCCAAACUGACCGAAAAGCUGCGUAAACGAUAUCCCACCAACAACUUGGGUACGUGCACUGGCUGCAAUGCAACAUUUUCAGUACUAACACGAAAAAGGCGCAGUUGUACUAACUGUGGAAAUAUAUUGUGCUCAAGAUGCUGCUCAUACAAAGUACCCAAAUCAGUUAUGGGAGCAACAGCUCCAGAUGCGCAGAGAGAAACAGUGUUUGUUUGUGGAAUUUGCAACCAGGCAUUAAGCAAAUAGGAACUGAAUUAUCCCCAUGGACACAGCUGAACUAUCUUCUCAAUCCUCGGUUAUGUGUAGAGCCAUAUAUAGAGUAUAAUAUCUCUGGCUGAAUGUAGUAUUUACACAAUUCUGUUCCUGUGUACAUAUACAUCUAUAGCAUUCCUGUCUCAAAUGCACUCACAUAGAUGCCUAAUGCUAGUUGUGCUAGUUGGAUCAGCAGCUUUGGGUUCUUGGGUUCUUGUUUUCAGCAAAAUAUAUAAAAUAUUUAGGCUUUGCAAGGUUCCUUGAUAACUGCAAAAACAUGACACCUCCUUCAGCAACAGGGAGCCUAACCAAACAAUGAAUGUGGUUAUAAUUUUGGGCUCAUGAAGCUAUGAAGGGAGAUUCACCUUUGUAUAAAUGUUGUGCCUAAGGAAAAUAGAGGGGGAGCAUUACGCAAACAAGUCUACAUUGAUAUUGCUGGGUUAGGACGGUUAUGAUUGUGGGAGAUUUAGUCGCCCGGCAACUAAUCGCCUCACCUUCGGGCGACUAAUCUCCCCGAAAAGCCUUCCCUCCAGCUAGAAACUAAAUUGCGGCAGGAUGGCACUCAGAUCCAUUUGUUUUCCAAAGUUUCCGCGUCAGGCGACUAAAUCUCCCCUAAUCUUCCCAUGUGUAUCUGCCCUAAAAACAGGUGAUAUAAAAACACCAGUACAAGCACUGAAUGCUCUGCUAUCAUUAUUCUAAACUGCAAGUACAUAAUUGGGACCAGUAGAGAUACCAUAGUAUUUACCUUGCACACAAUAUGCACUUCACUCGUCAUUCCAAUGGAGUAAACACCAUUGGUUUAAAAAUAAUGCUUUUUGCUGUCUUGUCUUCCAUUGUUUUUAGGUUUUUUUUGCUAAAAAAAUAUCAGUCUGCCUAGCAUUUAUGUUUUUGGUCAUUUAAAUGUUCUUUCUUUUGAGUUAUUGUUUUGAGUGUCAGAGGCAAGUCACCGAAAUGAAUGGGGCUGUGUGCAAUGAUUGCCUUUGAUUUGGGUGGAUUUAUAAAAUGUCUGUGUUUUACUCUGCUCACCACAUUCCUUUCCAGCUUAUGUGCCAGCGGGAAGGGAGGGCUACAAAGUCCAAGUUUGGCAUUGUUAUGUAUGCACAGGUUCUAUUCAUACUUGAGGUGGGCACAAUGUACUACAAGUAAUCAGCAACACUGGAAUUUAUGUUGUACUGCAUCUUGUUUUGUGACAUUACUGAGUUUUCUUUACUCUGUAGAAUCUUUAUAAAUUGAAUGUUAAAUAAUUUUUACAAGAUAGAGUAUAAGUAAAUACAAAUCCAUUAUUAACCAUACCUGUUUAGCCAGCUGUUGAAAAGUUGGGUUGGGGCACAGAUUUCUGCUUGCCAUUCAAUGAAGAUUAUACUUAGACAAAGUAUGGCCGUAGAAAAUAGAUGCUUUAUUAAGCAUUUGGUAGAAUUUAUUUAAAAAACCUUUUUUUUUAAUUCAAGUUAAUUUAGGGGGAAACUUUUUUUGUUCCUUGUUAACCAACUGUUUGGUGUCCCCUGCUAUAACAGCCUAAUGCACUGCAAGCUUGAUCCAUGUGUAUAAUAAAUAAUGAGGUUUCAUAAA